Molecule: messenger RNA, 1081 nt
Organism: Lycium barbarum (goji berry)
Lineage: Eukaryota; Viridiplantae; Streptophyta; Magnoliopsida; Solanales; Solanaceae
Product: protein TIC 22-like, chloroplastic
Exons: 7
Coding region: 72-884 (270 amino acids)
Biological process (GO): protein transport
Cellular component (GO): chloroplast
Source: RefSeq, a predicted model, not a curated record
UGUUUUUAAAACCUGAAAAACCAUUUCACCAUAAUCUAAUUUCUCUCAAACAUAGAAACACAAAAAAAAGCAUGAAUUUGUUCAACAAACCCAAACAAUCAUCAUCUUCUUCAUCAGCACCACCACACUUACAACUCCAACAAACUUUCAAGAAUCUGCAAACCCAUUUCUCCAAUUUCCUUGAAACCACUUUCCCACAACUCAACACCCCUCAAAAUUCACCCCCAUGGGGUAAAAUUGGUGUUAAUAACAAUACUGUAAGAAAGCAACAAUCUUUAUCUACUGAAUCAAUUGAAGAAAGAUUAGCUGGAGUUCCAGUUUAUGCACUUAGUAAUGCUUCUCAAGAAUUCGUUCUUGUUUCGGGUGUUAGUACUGGAAAAAAUCUUGGUCUCUUUUGUUUUAAUGAAGCUGAUGCUGAAGCUCUUCGUCAACAAAUGGAAUCUAUGGACCCCACUAUGCGAAACGGGUCUCGGGUUGUUCCUGUUGCUCUUAAUAAGGUUUUCCAGCUCAAAGUUGAUGGAGUUGCUUUCAGGUUGAUACCAGAGGCAUCUCAAGUAAAGAAUGCAAUGAAGGAAAGGGAAAGGACUGGAGCGUCUGAUGAGAGCUUUUAUGGUGUUCCGGUUUUUCAGUCAAGGAGCUUAGUUCUGAGGAGCCAAAACAAGAGAUAUCGUCCUGUUUUCUUCAGGAAGGAGGACCUGGAGAAUUCGCUAGUAAGAGCUUCUCAGCAGCAAGGGCGUUUGAAUCCCGCUUUGAAAGGAGAUAUUCAGGUUGCGGUUCUGGAGGAUAUAAUACAAGGUAUGAAGGAUGCUUCGACGUCAAAGUGGGACGAUGUUGUAUUUGUUCCUCCGGGUUUCGAUGUUUCAACAGAUUCCUCCCAGAAGUAAGAUAAAUUUACACCAGAAGACUAGCUACUUGAACCUAUAUUAUCCUAUAUUUUUUGAUAUUUGUGUGUAAAUUGAAACUUUUUUACUACGAAUUAGGUCCUGUUAUUAGACAAUUCUUAUAUAGAAACUUGAGCUAGGAUUUCUGAAGUGUUUUUACAAUUUGUAGACAAAUUAUGUAUACAAUUGACUUGCUCUGA